GGGUUUGGCCCCCAGGAGGGAACUGGCCCAGAACCAUGGUGGUUUCUGGGUAGCUGAGCCCCUGGCUCUGCCCCUGUAUCCCAGGCUGCACCAGUUCACACUCUAACCACCCCCCUUGCCUCUCUCUGUUUCUCUUUCUCACCCGCUCUCUCCUACUCUCUCCUUCCUGUGUCGCCUUCCUCUUCUCCCCUCUGCCUUUUCUUCCUCUAAUCCCUGGGUCUCCCUCCACCUCCCUGUCCUCUCCCAUCUCUUCCAGUCCCUGCCCCUCUCCAGAGUCCCUGGAGUUCUCUGUCCCUUUCCUAAAGAUUUGGGAGUCAGGAUGACCCAGCUGAGCCUGUCCUGGCUGGGCCCGGUGCCAUUAGCAGCCUCCUUGUGGCAGCUCCCCCUGCUGGCCGGAGCCUGCUGGCUGCUGGUCCGAGUUCUGGCCCGAAUCAUCGCCUUCUAUGGCUACUGCUGUCGCCUCCGGUGUUUCCCACAGCCUCCCAGACGCAGCUGGUUUUGGGGUCACCUGGGUUUGGCAAAGAGCGACGAGGAAGGCAUGAAGUUGAUCUCGGACCUGGGCCGUGACUUCCUCGAUGUCCACCUCUGGUGGAUGGGGCCCGUCUACCCAGUCCUGAGGCUCAUCCACCCUAAGUUCGUUGCUCCCCUGCUUCAGGCCCCAGCUGUUGCGCCCAAGGAAAAGACUUUGUAUGGCUUCUUAAGACCUUGGCUGGGAGAUGGACUCUUGGUGAGUGCUGGUGACAAGUGGAGUCUCCACCGCCGUCUGCUGACACCCGCCUUCCACUUUGACAUCCUGAAGCCCUAUGUGAAGACUUUUAACAAGAGCGUGAACAUCAUGCAUGCCAAGUGGCAGCGCGUGGCCUCAUGGGGCAGCACCCGUCUGGACAUGUUUGAGCACAUCAGCCUGAUGACCUUGGACAGUCUGCAGAAAUGUGUGUUCAGCUUUGACAGCAACUGUCAGGAGCAUCCCAGUGAAUAUAUUGCUGCCAUCUUGGAGCUCAGCUCCCUCAUAAUCAAAAGGCACCAGCAGCUCUUUCAAUACAUAGACUUCCUGUAUCACUUCACUCCCGAUGGGCGACGCUUCCGCAGGGCCUGCGACCUGGUGCACAACUUCACAGAUGCUGUCAUCCAGGAGCGGCGCUGCACCCUGGCCAGCCAGGGUGUUGAUGAUUUUCUCAAGGCCAAGGCUAAGUUGAAGACUUUGGACUUCAUUGAUGUGCUCCUGCUGGCCAAGGAUGAAAAUGGGAAAGAACUGUCAGAUUCAGACAUACGAGCAGAGGCUGACACCUUCAUGUUUGCAGGCCAUGACACCACGGCCAGUGGUCUCUCCUGGGCCCUGUACAACCUGGCCCGGCACCCAGAAUACCAGGAGCGCUGCCGGCAGGAGGUGCAGGAGCUUCUGAGGGCCCGUGAGCCUGAAGAAAUUGAAUGGGAGGACCUGGCCCAGUUGCCUUUCCUGACCAUGUGCAUCAAGGAGAGUCUGCGCUUGCACCCCCCAGUCGUAAUCAUCUCCCGCUGCUGCGCUCAGGAUGUUGCGCUCCCGGAUGGCCGGGUCAUUCCCAAAGGAACCACCUGCGGUAUCAGUAUCUUUGGGAUUCAUCACAACCCUUCAGUCUGGCCGGACCCUGAGGUCUAUGAUCCCUUCCGCUUUGACCCAGAAAACCCCCAGAAGAGGUCACCUCUGGCUUUUAUUCCCUUCUCGGCGGGGUCCAGGAACUGCAUCGGGCAGACCUUCGCCAUGGCCGAGAUGAAGGUGGCGCUGGCGCUGACUCUGCUGCGCUUCCGCGUCCUGCCCGACUACACGGAGCCGCGCCGGAAGCCGGAGCUGAUCCUGCGCGCAGAGGGCGGGCUCUGGCUGCGGGUGGAGCCGCUGAGCUGAGUGGGGGCGAGCAGGGAGCUCUGCGGCCUGGCCUGGGACCCGGCUGACCCCACCCAGCGUCCUUUGCCGACUCAGGGAUAAACUGUGCAGUUACCUGUGUCUGAGUCUCAGCGAGCGCCAGCAGGGGGAGCUGGGGACCCAUGCGUGGGCGUGAGUGGGAGGAGGGGGGGGGGCUGGGUUUUCUGAGCCCAAGACCCUGACUGCUUCUGGCUGAGCGCAGGGAUCCCAUGGUGACGGUGGGAGCCAUGGGAAGUGUGUGAGUAGAAGAGGAACCAGAAUUAGGGCAAGGCUGAGGCUCAGAGUCAGGAAGUGGAAGCCUUUGUUGCAGUCUCCACCACACUGACUUCCCUGCUGAUCUUGUCUGUUCUUCCCUUUAAAAGACUUCACUGUUA
Messenger RNA from Heterocephalus glaber (naked mole-rat), 2271 nucleotides. NCBI's taxonomy places the organism in Eukaryota, Metazoa, Chordata, Mammalia, Rodentia, Bathyergidae. The record is from RefSeq and is a predicted model, not a curated record.